This is a messenger RNA of Manis pentadactyla (Chinese pangolin), 3550 nucleotides long. It is a transcript of the gene LINGO2, whose product is annotated as leucine rich repeat and Ig domain containing 2. Gene Ontology annotation, molecular function: protein binding. The record is from RefSeq and is a predicted model, not a curated record. Bases 1167 to 2987 code for a protein of 606 amino acids. The transcript has 8 exons. Lineage: Eukaryota; Metazoa; Chordata; Mammalia; Pholidota; Manidae.
GCCGCCUGUCGCCCGCCCAGCGCCGCUCGGCCGCAGCUCCCUCCCCUCAAAGUUUCCUCAGAGCAGAAACCUUCUCGAAGGGCUGCCCAGGGAGAUGGAUUUCUGAAGCUGUGUCUGGGGGUGGCUUUUCUUACAGCACCUCCCCGCCUUGUCCUCACCUAAUCCGAGCAGAAAGUAGAUUUUCCAAAUUAAGGGGAGGAAAGGGGGAGGAGUAUUAUCUAGAGAGAGACACAAGAGAGGAGCAGCCGCAACAGAGAAUUUCCGCUGCUUUCCUGCCUGAUGCCGGGGAGCUGACUGAGGGGCCUGCAGGGUUAAAGAAGAACAUUCAAUAGAAAGCCAAGUUGAGCGAGGACGGCCGUGAGGCUUCCGGAGGCCGGGAAGGUUGUCCGGGUCUUGGUUUCCUCAGGCGUGGAGAUCGGGAGCCGCCGCCAGGGCGAGGGCUUUCAGCCGCCAUCCCCUCUUAAUCCCUCGGGAAGGCAGAGCCGGCCGCGCUGGGGCGGGGGCGUCACGGAAAAGCUUCUGGACCUGUGUGUGCCGCAUCCUUGGCUUUGGAUUUUAAGGACAUGAGAUAGAAUUAACAGCGUCUCAAGGGAAUCUGUUGGAGAUGGUUUCAAGAUGUAGACCCCUUAGAUAUGAAGUGUCCCAAAUGAAGCUGGAGUAUCCACACUGAAAUUGCUUCAUAUUGUGGAAUUGAAGAGUAGCACUGGAAAGCUGUGUUAUGAGCUGCUUGGGCUUCUAAAGUGUCUAAUUGAGUUUUGAUCAUAUGAGGUACUACACAAAUGCUAGAGAUACUGGAAAAAACACAACACAAGCCCCUGUCCUCUAGGACGUCACAGUUUAAGAGGAAGGAAUGACAAUCAUGAAAUAGGAUCACGUGAAGAGGCUCAGAGCAGAACAUUGAAAGUGGCCACCAUCAGCAUGAGGAACCUAAGUAAAACUGGUGAAAUGAGCAGAACAGAAUGCAGUUUUCAAGGUUCAUUUCAAGCAGUUGGCUUGUGGGACUCUGAGAGAUGCUGCUGCCCAUGACACGUUGGAAUUAUCAUGAUCAACUACCCAGUUUGGAUUUCACCCAGUGGCCAAGAGCUUUGCAUGGUAGACAGCAAGGGUUGGAUUUUUAAAAAAAGUAAACCAGGCCCGUGACCAAGGUCAGCCUCAGAGGCGGAGUCAUGCUUCACCCGGCCGGAUCCUGUUGGCAGCCGCUCCUGGGUCUGACUGUGGUGUUAGUGUUCAUGGCGCCCACCGCUGGCUGCCCAGCUCGCUGCGAGUGCUCUGCCCAGAACAAGUCCGUCAGCUGCCACCGACGGCGUCUGAUCGCCAUCCCAGAGGGCGUUCCCAUCGAGACCAAGAUUUUGGACCUCAGCAAGAACAGGCUAAAGAGUGUCAACCCUGAAGAAUUCAUAUCAUAUCCUCUGCUGGAAGAGAUAGAUUUGAGUGACAACAUCAUUGCCAAUGUGGAGCCAGGAGCCUUUAACAAUCUCUUUAACCUUCGUUCCCUCCGCCUAAAAGGCAAUCGUCUGAAGUUGGUCCCUUUGGGGGUGUUCACAGGGCUCUCCAACCUCACCAAGCUUGACAUUAGUGAGAAUAAGAUUGUCAUUUUACUGGACUACAUGUUCCAGGACCUGCAUAACCUGAAGUCUCUAGAAGUGGGGGAUAAUGAUUUGGUUUAUAUAUCACACAGGGCCUUCAGUGGGCUGCUUAGCUUGGAGCAGCUCACCCUGGAGAAGUGCAACUUGACAGCAGUACCAACGGAAGCCCUCUCCCACCUCCGCAGCCUCAUCAGCCUGCACCUGAAGCAUCUCAACAUCAACCACCUGCCCGUGUAUGCCUUUAAAAGACUAUUCCACUUGAAACACCUAGAGAUCGACUAUUGGCCUUUACUGGAUAUGAUGCCUGCCAACAGCCUCUACGGUCUCAACCUCACAUCCCUCUCCAUCACCAAUACCAACCUGUCCACGGUCCCCUUCCUUGCCCUUAAACACCUGGUGUAUCUGACCCACCUUAAUCUCUCUUACAAUCCCAUCAGCACUAUUGAAGCAGGCAUGUUCUCUGACCUGAUCCGCCUUCAAGAGCUUCAUAUAGUGGGGGCCCAGCUCCGCACCAUUGAGCCUCACUCUUUCCAAGGGCUCCGCUUCCUUCGAGUGCUCAAUGUGUCUCAGAACCUACUGGAAACUUUGGAAGAGAAUGUCUUCUCGUCCCCUCGGGCUCUGGAGGUCCUGAGCAUCAAUAACAACCCCCUGGCCUGUGACUGCCGGCUCCUCUGGAUCCUGCAGCGACAUCCCACCCUGCAUUUUGGUGGCCAGCAGCCCAUGUGUGCUGGCCCAGACACCAUUCGUGAGAGGUCAUUCAAGGACUUCCACAGCACUGCCCUUUCUUUUUACUUUACCUGCAAAAAACCCAAAAUCCGAGAAAAGAAGUUACAGCAUCUACUGGUGGAUGAAGGGCAGACAGUCCAGCUGGAAUGCAGUGCUGAUGGAGACCCUCAGCCUGUGAUUUCCUGGGUGACACCUCGAAGGCGUUUCAUCACCACCAAGUCCAAUGGAAGAGCCACCGUGUUGGGCGAUGGAACCUUGGAAAUCCGCUUUGCCCAGGAUCAGGACAGUGGGAUGUAUGUUUGCAUCGCUAGCAACGCUGCUGGGAACGACACCUUCACAGCCUCGUUGACUGUGAAAGGAUUCACUUCAGACCGCUUCCUUUAUGCCAACAGGACCCCUAUGUACAUGACCGAUUCCAAUGACACCAUUUCCAAUGGCACUAAUGCCAAUACUUUCUCCCUGGACCUUAAAACCAUACUGGUGUCUACAGCUAUGGGCUGCUUCACAUUCCUGGGAGUGGUUUUAUUUUGUUUUCUCCUCCUUUUUGUGUGGAGCCGAGGGAAAGGCAAGCACAAAAACAGCAUUGACCUUGAGUAUGUGCCCCGAAAAAACAAUGGUGCUGUUGUGGAAGGGGAGGUGGCUGGACCCAGAAGGUUCAACAUGAAAAUGAUCUGAGGAUCUCCCACUCACACUACUGUUCCUGUGUCAUUGUUGGUAACCAGUGUGAUGGCCUGGCCCAGGAAAGCACUAGGUGAAGAGGGAGCUUAGGGCAGCUGCCCUGUGUCAAAGCAGGGUCCCCGGAAGCAGGAGGACUUCUUGCAGAGCCGCUCCACACCACCUAGAGGCAGGCAGGCCUGUGUCAGAGCCCUCACAGUGGGAUACUAAUCGUUUGCAUUGCAAAUACUGGCAUUCUGGGGAUCUCAGUAAUGAACCUGAACCUUUGGCUUGUGCUUAUGGACAAGUUAUUCAACAUUUUCUACCACUGCAAAAACAAAAGAAAUAAAAAGGAACACCUACAAUGUAGGAUUUCCAUAUUAAAAAGACACAUUUGUCUAAAACAUACUCUACAGAAAAAUUUGUAUCUAUGAUUAUCAGUUGUUAAAGCCUUGCAUCAUACCAUAUUGUUGGUUCUACACCACAAAGAAAUCAAUAUAUUCUUUACUUUUUUUUGAAACAUAUAUGCUGUAUAUGUUUUAAAGCAAUAUGAAUGAGAGGUUGUGCUUUUAGUUACUCACCAC